AUGAAUCAGGAUGGGUACAACAGUCAACAAUCGGAUUCAUCUGAAAUUGUUGGUUGGGUUGCUGGUAUCAAUGAAGGCGAAAAAGAUCAUCAAAUCGCAAGUUAUUGUUCGGUGCUGGGAAAACUUGGUUAUAAUUUUGUGAAUUAUCCGGUUGGUGGAAUGAAACGUUGCAGUUGGGCGCCGAAUGAGUUAGAUGCUUUGGAUGUAUUACCGCCACCUAUUGAUUUGCCCGAUUUACAACUCGAUCAUUCAUUGUGGAAUCUUUAUUUUAUUGGUCGUAUAUCAGACUGGAUUGAUUGUGAUUCUGAUCAGCAGUGGUUGGCUGAUUUAUCUUGUCGUGAGAUCGAAAAAGAAUUGAGUUAUGCAAUGUAUAUGCCAAUUCGAGUAAUUACGAUUAAUAUAAAACAUCCAGAUUCACCUAAACUAGCGAAAAUCAUUAAUAAAUGGUUAUGGACAUUCAACAUAACUUUUUGCAUUUGGGUGAUAAUCCCAAUUGACGAUACUCUACUUGCCAAGUUUGAUGAAAACGAUCGUCGAGAUGUCUGGUCGAUUUGGGCUGAUUUUCGAACAUUAUGUGGCAAUUAUCUAAUGUCUAAACUAGCUGUUGGUUUAAAAAUGGGUGCAGAUUUGGCCAACGAAUUUUUAGAACCAAAAUUAGUCGAAAGGUGGAAAGCUGAACCACUUGUGACCAUUUGGAUCGACUCAUCUGUAUUUAUUGCUGGUCUUCGAGCCGGUGAAUAUGCUUUACCACAAUGUCAUCAUCAACUUUUUUUGGAACUAUUCACAGCUUUAGCUCAACGACCAAUGAUCAGCGCUGGUACAAAAAAUGAUGUAUAUCCAGCAAUGAAAUCUCGUUUCGUGAAAACAGUCAAGAAAAUUAUACAAGAAAAAAUUUUCCGAUCACAGCAAAUAGCUGUCGGUAAUGAUAAUGCGCUUUUUGAAUAUAUGGGUCAUCGUGAAUAUUUAGAUACAUUGCAGGUGCCUUUGCAACCAUUAGCCGAUAAUCUUGAUGCUACGACUUAUUCCGUAUUUGAAGAAGAUACGAUAAAAUACAACAAAUAUCGUGAAGCGAUUGGCCUUGCGAUAUCAGAUCUUGUAGAAUUAGUCAAAGAUUCUCGAGAUAUAAUUAUUUUCUUGUUGGGCGCUGGUAGAGGACCAUUAAUGCAAAUGAUCAUCGAAGCUGAGGAUUUGUAUAAUGCCAAACACCGUUGUCGGCGUGAUUCUCUUAAAUUACAACUGUUUGCAAUUGAAAAGAACAGCAGUGCUAUUGUUACUUUAAAAUAUCGUAACAAUGUGCAAUGGGGUGAACGAGUAACAGUGCUUGAAUCAGAUAUGCGCAAUUUGGUCGAUUUGGUUCGCUUAAAAACUAUUCCCCAACCUGAUCUUAUAGUAUCUGAAUUACUUGGUUCACUUGCUGAUAAUGAAUUGUCUCCUGAAUGUUUGGAUGGAGUUACAGAUAUUUUACAUGAUACUACAAUAAGUAUUCCUAAAUUUUACCAGAGUUACGUAGCUCCAAUCCAGUCAGUUCGGAUGCAUCAAAAAAUUAUGAUGGGCUUUGGAACAAAGUUCUAUGAUAAAGGAUUUUGGAGUCGAGGACGCUCUUUUCCAGAAUUGCAACCUGAUGGAACAUAUGAAUUGUCGCGUGCCGGUGUGGUCGCCUUUGAUGAAAUAUAUGUAUUGAUGGGCUUUAUUGGCUAUUUUGAGGCUCAGUUGUACGAUGGUUGUUGGAUUAGUACUGUGCCACAAACGCAAACAGAUUUUUUAAUUAGUUGGUUCCCUGCUUUGAUUCCGUUAAGACAAUUCAUUCGUUUGGAAGAAGGAUCCGAGAUCACAUUUCAUAUGGAACGUAAGGUAGAUGACGGUGGUGUCUGGUAUGAGUGGUUCGCUGAAUAUUUUGAUCCAAAUAAAAGUGAAACUCUCCGAACUCCAGUGCAGAAUGAAAAUGGAACAAGUUUUUAUAUGCGACUUUAA
This is a messenger RNA of Dracunculus medinensis (Guinea worm), 1971 nucleotides long. Lineage: Eukaryota; Metazoa; Nematoda; Chromadorea; Rhabditida; Dracunculidae. The record is from the annotation of a GenBank genome assembly.